AUGGCUAAAGCUUUAGCAAAUAGACUCAAAGUCACCCUAGCUGAUAUUGUUGCUGAAAAUCAAAUGGCUUUCAUUAAAGGAAGACAAAUUACCGAUGCAAUUCUCAUUGCAAAUGAAGAAAUUGACUCGUGGAAGCAAAAGAAAACAAAAGGCUUUGUCCUAAAGCUAGACAUAGAAGAGGCGUUUGAUAAAAUCAGCUGGAGAUUCAUCAACUUCAUGCUUGCAAAGAAAAACUUUCCCAUCAAAUGGAGAAAAUGGGUUAAUGCAUAUAUCAACAAUGUUCAAUAUUCUAUCCUUCUAAAUGGGAAUCCAAAAGGAAGAAUAAAAGUGGAAAGAGGCAUAAGAUAG
Messenger RNA from Cucumis melo (muskmelon), 348 nucleotides. RefSeq lists its product as uncharacterized. The coding region runs from base 1 to 348 and encodes 115 amino acids. The record is from RefSeq and is a predicted model, not a curated record. The transcript has a single exon. NCBI's taxonomy places the organism in Eukaryota, Viridiplantae, Streptophyta, Magnoliopsida, Cucurbitales, Cucurbitaceae.